Messenger RNA from Saccoglossus kowalevskii, 543 nucleotides. RefSeq names its product small ribosomal subunit protein uS8A. The record is from RefSeq and is a predicted model, not a curated record. NCBI's taxonomy places the organism in Eukaryota, Metazoa, Hemichordata, Enteropneusta, Harrimaniidae. Gene Ontology annotation, cellular component: ribosome. Gene Ontology annotation, biological process: translation. Gene Ontology annotation, molecular function: structural constituent of ribosome.
AUUUACCCAUAAUUCCGUGCGAACUCAGAUCUCUCUCUCUUUCCGACAUCUUGGAUUUGCCACCAUGGUGCUCAUGAAUGUGUUGGCGGAUGCCUUAAAGUCAAUCAACAAUGCAGAAAAACGAGGCAAAAGACAGGUGCUUAUAAGGCCCAGCUCCAAAGUAAUAGUGAAAUUCCUCACUGUAAUGAUGAAGCACGGUUACAUUGGAGAAUUUGAAAUUAUUGAUGAUCACAGAUCUGGAAAAAUUGUAGUUAAUCUCACAGGAAGACUGAACAAAUGUGGUGUGAUUAGUCCUAGGUUUGACGUUUCAAUACACGACAUGGAAAAAUGGCAGACAAACCUUUUACCUUCAAGACAGUUUGGAUAUGUAGUUUUAACAACGUCAGGGGGCAUCAUGGACCAUGAGGAGGCCAAACGAAAACACAUGGGUGGCAAAAUAUUAGGAUUCUUUUUCUGAGAACAGAUGCGGUGAUAAAAAAAAAUUGUGAUGUGAUAAGUUGUAUAAAAAAGCUAUUAAAAACUGGCAUUUGGCGACUCAGAGUA